Messenger RNA from Scatophagus argus, 2293 nucleotides. It is a transcript of the gene trub1, whose product is annotated as TruB pseudouridine (psi) synthase family member 1. Lineage: Eukaryota; Metazoa; Chordata; Actinopteri; Scatophagidae. The record is from RefSeq and is a predicted model, not a curated record. Gene Ontology annotation, biological process: mRNA pseudouridine synthesis; tRNA modification. The transcript is spliced from 8 exons. The coding region runs from base 73 to 909 and encodes 278 amino acids. Gene Ontology annotation, molecular function: RNA binding; pseudouridine synthase activity. Gene Ontology annotation, cellular component: mitochondrion.
GGGGGGCGGUACACAACACAACUCACUAAGCCGCAGUUGGUAUCUACGUAGAAGAAGAAGAAUACAACAAGCAUGGCAGGAAAGAUAAGUAACAGUGCAGCUCCAAUAUCCAGUUCCCUGUCUAAACUUCAGUCUUUAAAUGGAUUGUUUGCGAUAUAUAAAAAACGAGGACCUACAUCUGCAGACGCGUUAAAUGCACUCAAAGAAGCUUUACUCAAAGAAGCUGCUGUACAAAACCCAAAUCCGCGAAAGAGGAAGAAGCAGUGCCUGAAGAUGGGGCACGGAGGGACGCUGGACAGCAGUGCCAGUGGGGUGUUGGUCGUUGGUGUUGGAAACGGCACAAAGAUGCUUAGUACAAUGUUGGCUGGCUCUAAGAAAUAUGUUGCUGUCGGAGAAUUGGGUAAAGCAACAGAUACGCUUGAUGCCAGUGGGACUGUGAUUCUGGAGAAAGACUUUGAACACAUAACCAGAUUGGACUUGGAGGAGAAGUUGAAAGCUUUCACUGGUGAAAUAAUGCAAGUUCCUCCACUGUACUCGGCACUGAAAAAGGACGGCCAGCGUCUGUCUGUCCUACUGAAGCAAGGCCACAAAGUUGAGGCCAAACCAGCCAGACCAGUCACUGUGUACAACCUGAGCCUCCAAGAGUUCAAGCCUCCUCUCUUCACUCUGGAUAUUGAGUGCGGUGGAGGAUUUUAUGUCAGAAGCUUGGUGGAUGACCUGGGAAAAGCUUUGUCAUCUUGCGCUCAUGUGAAGGAGCUGACCCGGACCAAGCAGGGUCAGUUCACCCUGGAGGAGCACGCCUUGCACGAGGAGCACUGGACACUGGAACACAUCCUGCACUCUCUGCAGCCCUGCUCCCAAUCAGAGCAGGCUGUGCCCUGUAAAAAACCACCGGGAGCUGACAUCUGACGAAACACCCCAAACAGGACCCAAAGUGAAAGUAACAUGUUGGGAUCGAUGUCAGUUUCUUGGUUAGUCGUGACUCACCCUCAGAGAACAUUCUACCUAAACGUGUCAAGUUUUCCUGAACAAAUGGUGACAAGUUGAGGCAAAUGUCAAAACCAUUGUUGGUUUGGAAUGCAGUGGACUUAUUUAAGUUUGAGUUAAAUUUGUAAAUAAUUCUGCAUUUGGAAAGGACAGCCGCUCUUCCUCCCCAACCUCUAUCUUCGUUUGUUAUUUCUCCUGGAGAAUCAGUUGAUAGGAACGUCGCAGAUGAUGCACACAUCUCACAGUGUAGAUUAUUUCCACUAUAUGUAAAUGUGUACUGAUGUUCUGUGUUUGGGAAGAUUGCUUGUCAGCUCAUGCCACAAACUUCAGCCAGUAUAUCUAAGACAAUCGCUAGAUGUCACCUUGCCUCACCAGCCUCAGAGUAUAUUCAACAGAGAAACCGUGAGAUUUUGUAUGAUUUGUGCUGAAACAAUUCAAAAAAAUUGCACCCUUUUUAAGCUGAAAUCUUCACUGUAGCUGCAAAGCUAAACGUGCUAAUGCACACCUUACCUGAAGUGGGUACACAAGCUCCAACACACCUCCAUACGCUGCUGGAUGAGAUCAGUUUCAGUCUGUUGCAGGUUUCCAGGCGGCAGGUAAACUCUCAGAUGUGCAGCGAGUAGCGAGUUUUGAUCUUGCCUAGCGCCUCGUACACUCGUUCAAGCUUGUGUAACCACUUCAUAAGGAGUAUGUGCUUUUAGCUUCACAGCCAAAGUGAAGGUCUUUGCUUUAAAAAAAGUGUAAACGACGUCAAAUUUUCAAAUCAGUUUGGGAUGUUUGGGCUCUGCAGACUUCAUUUGUGAGCUGUUUUAUGGGGUUUUGCUGUUGUUGUUUUUAUUUUAAAACAAGAGCCCAGUUGUUCUGGAGAAUGUGGCAAAGCUGUUUUACAGUGAACCUCCAGAAAUGUUUUGUGGGGGGGGGCUGGGCUGGCCUGAGAAGAUAAUGACUGAAUUUUGAUUUUUGGAUGAACUUUUCCUUUAAAAUAGUUUCUAUUUGCCGUCAUAUUAGUGUGGAAUCAUGACAUGUUAUGAUACUUGAUAUUGACUGCAUGAUGAAAAGGAGUAUUGUGAUAUAUUUUGUAGCCGUGAAGUCUUCAUCUAGACACAGUCUUCCAUUAGAUGAAACACACGUAGUUCCACCUACUGUAGCAGUGCUGAAUACUACACAUGCAGGUAAAACACAUAUAUAUUUGUAGUUUUACCUGGAGAUGUGUUUGUGGAGCUGUUGUGCUGUUUGGUCUAAUCAGUGCUCUUAACUAUGAUUUUUUUUUUUUUAAGACUGCCAUACUUAACUUGAUCUGCUUUUG